Molecule: messenger RNA, 795 nt
Organism: Notolabrus celidotus (New Zealand spotty)
Lineage: Eukaryota; Metazoa; Chordata; Actinopteri; Labriformes; Labridae
Gene: gngt2b
Product: guanine nucleotide binding protein (G protein), gamma transducing activity polypeptide 2b
Exons: 3
Coding region: 340-552 (70 amino acids)
Biological process (GO): G protein-coupled receptor signaling pathway
Cellular component (GO): heterotrimeric G-protein complex
Molecular function (GO): G-protein beta-subunit binding
Source: RefSeq, a predicted model, not a curated record
UAGUACCAGCCAGUAUGUUCACUGUCACUUCUGUUUCAGUGUCUCACUUUCUCUUCAUGUCGCCUGCAGAUCUGUAUUGAUCUAUGUUGUCUUACCUCCCUCCUUCCUGUUCAGGGGUUAUGGCUCCUGCCCGUUUAAUCCCAUCACGGAGGAUUGGUGACAUCAGGGCCAAUCCUCUGCUGACCAGCGGGGGAUCAGCCUGGAUGAAGAGCAGUGGGACAGAAGGGAUCAGUCAGAGUGAAGAAGCGACCAGACCAGUUGAAGGAAUACAGUCGAUGAGCUCCUAGGAGCCAAUACUUUUUUUCUGUUUGUUGGGGAUCCCGCCAUUCAAACGCAAGCAUGGCUCGGGAUAUGUCAGAUAAGGAAAUCCUGAAAAUGGAGUUGGAGCAGUUAAAGAAGGAAGUUAGCACACCUAGGACAGCAGUGGGUGCAAACUGCGCAGAAACCAUCGCUUUCGUGGAGGAACUGCUUCCAAAUGAUCCCCUGAUCAAGGGCGUCCCAGAUGACAAGAACCCCUACAAGGGAGAUAAGGGCGGCUGUAUAGUAACAUAGCACAAAGACAUCCAGGGAAAAGUCACGCUGUUUUGUAUGAGAGACGGUCACACUGCUGUAGUGUUUCUGUAGAAGUGUCGUGGAGAAAAUGUGCAGUAGGAGUAAGACAUAAAAUCUGUAAUGGUGUUGAACCCUGGAGUGAGAGAGACCCUUUUCCAUCACUGGAUUACUGUACGUACCUGUUGAUAUGAAAAUGUUUCUUUAUCAAUUUGUAAUUAAAUCCAAAUAGCUGUAUGAAGCUUU